GACAUACUAAAAUUGACGUUUGCUUUCUGUCUAUUUGUGAAUUAUUAAUAGUUAAUUAAGAGUAGAAAUGUAAUCAAUUACUAAGUUUUAAAUGAAUCUUUAUACUCAUUUACGUGUUUUAGAGGAUCUAAACAUAGUACAAAACUAACACCUAAAUGGCUUACACAGAAAAGGUGUCGCUAAAUGGCACCGCACUUUCCUUCCUACUCUACGAAUGCCUAAAUUCCUCCAACAGUCAGGAAGGAUUCUUAAUUGGAGAUGUAACUUCGGAGAUUAAAAAUCAUAUAUCGGACUCACACAAUGACAGUGCUCGCUUGGAUACACAAAUUGCUAUACGGACAGUGUUGCCGUUACCAUCUGUUUCACUAUUUUAUUUACCUUCUGGUAGUAUAAAAGAAGAUGUGUUAUCUGACCUACUAUCAAACGUAGCAUCCGAGGUUGUUGGUUGGUACAAAUACCGCAAAUGCAGCAGCAUUAAACCAACUUUUCGGGACAAGUUAAUAUCUAAAGGAUUGCAAAAAUAUUUUGAAAAAAUCCACAGCAAAAAAACAUUUGUUACAUGUAACUUAUCAUCUAAGGUUUCAAUCGCAGGUUCAACUCACACAUUGAUAUAUAGAUUCGGGAAAAUCAAUUGCUUUGACAUGUAUGAAUACAUUGAAGAUGUGACGGCCAAUUUAGGAGAAAAAGUAACUGGGUAUAAAAAGGCCAAUAGAUUGACACCGCACUGUAUAUUCAACAAGAUAGUGAAGGAAAGUAAUGUUCAUAACAACAACACAAAUGAUGCCAUACUUAUGAUCCAACAGGCUGUAGACGUAAGGCUUGUGAAGGAAGCGCAAAUAGCAGCUAAAAAUGAAUCAACAAUCAGAGAAUUGGAGGCUGAAAUCAAACAAAUGAAUUCCAUUCUUGCUGAAAAACAGGCUUCUGAUUUAGAUACCUCUUACAAUAAGAUGUUGGAGGAAAAAUAUGUAAAUAAGGAAGUUGAGAUGGUAGAUGCCUGCAUAGAGGCUUUGAAAACACCACCCACAAUUGACCUGCUCAGCAUGCCAAAUGUAGUUAUAAAUAGCAAUAGUGACAUUUUAACCGAUAGUGAAAAUUCAGUGCAACUUAUUGAAAACAAUGUGAAAGACAGAUCACCUAGCCCAGUAUUGCCCUCCAGUUCUUCCAAACCUCCAACACUUAAUUAUGCAGCUGUGCUUAAGAAGAAAUCGGAAACAAAUACUAGUAAAAAAUCAAGUAAUUUUACAGAGGACCUUAUAAGCUUUGAUGUUGAAGAUAGACCUGUGCAAAAACCCAUAAUCAUCAAUGAUAAUGCUACAUGUUUUGGUGAAAGUUCACCUGAAUACUAAGUGCCUUAUAAAUGUUAAUGUUAUAAGUUACCAAUUUCUGACUUAGUUGUAUUAUUGUAAGCAUACAUUACAAUAUAAUGUAACUUAAUAUUAUCUACAUUAUAUCAGUGUUAAAUUUGUGUUACUUGUAACUAUUAUCUAAUAGCAGACAUAUCUAAUGUAACAUAGUUUUAAAUAAGAACUUAAUCUUGUCAUCUCAUAUAAAAUACUUUAAAAUGAUAAAAAAUGGUAUAUUAUCUCUAGAUAAUCGUUUACCUUCAGGGAACAUUACAUUGUAUAUAAGUAUCAUUAUUGUUAAUAACAAGAACAUAGAAUAAUCAUUAUUCUCAUUAUAUUUUGUGUAAAUUAACAUUCAUCUUGUUUAGUAAUAAUGUUAUUUUUGUAAUAAAGUAUAAGUUCAAAAUUGA
Messenger RNA from Zerene cesonia (dogface butterfly), 1753 nucleotides. RefSeq names its product BRCA1-A complex subunit Abraxas 1-like. NCBI's taxonomy places the organism in Eukaryota, Metazoa, Arthropoda, Insecta, Lepidoptera, Pieridae. Gene Ontology annotation, molecular function: microtubule binding; polyubiquitin modification-dependent protein binding. The record is from RefSeq and is a predicted model, not a curated record. Gene Ontology annotation, biological process: protein K63-linked deubiquitination; mitotic spindle assembly; attachment of spindle microtubules to kinetochore. Gene Ontology annotation, cellular component: nucleus. The coding region runs from base 156 to 1346 and encodes 396 amino acids. The transcript has 3 exons.